Molecule: messenger RNA, 4263 nt
Organism: Mauremys mutica (yellowpond turtle)
Lineage: Eukaryota; Metazoa; Chordata; Testudines; Geoemydidae
Gene: GRHL3
Product: grainyhead like transcription factor 3
Exons: 20
Coding region: 1754-3565 (603 amino acids)
Biological process (GO): regulation of transcription by RNA polymerase II
Cellular component (GO): nucleus
Molecular function (GO): RNA polymerase II cis-regulatory region sequence-specific DNA binding; DNA-binding transcription activator activity, RNA polymerase II-specific
Source: RefSeq, a predicted model, not a curated record
UGCCAGCCCCCCCCGGCCACACCUCGCUUUGCGCAUGCGCCAAGUCCUCUCUGGGCGGUGCGCACGCGUCGAACCCUCUAUCCUCCUUGCGUCGCCCCCUGCUCUUGGGAUCCUCCCGCCUCUUUUUUUCCGCACAUGCACCGCCCGCCACUUAUCCAGCGCAUGCGUUGCCCGAUGGCGCCCGCUUUACCCGCGCUUGCUGUCUCGCGCGGCAGUAGCGUUCUCUUGGCCCGUGCGCGCCGCCUGAUCCCUUUCCCGCCAGAACAGAGCUGAGGCGCUGAGCGCGCGCCUGACUCUCCCCUCCCAGGCGAGAAAUGGGGAAGGUGGCGAGAGGGGAACCGGCGCCUGAGGGGCAGCUUCAGCCAUGUUGCUGGCUGCUGCUGUGAGGGGCAGAGAGCCCCCCACACCGUUACUGUAAAGCACCACACCCCUCAGUCUAGCCAGACAAUAAACCAGGACAGCCCUGCCCUAAAUCAAGGGCAGAGUGGUGCACAGGUAGGUGCAGUGAUGCAGGGUAACGGUGACCACUGCACCAAUCCUCAUCCCGCAUUCUGCGUGCACAGCCUCAAACGACAUGUUUUGUGGCAGGAUAAGUCCCUUUACCAUGACACUGGCAAUUUACAAGGUAACAUUGGAAUGCUAGUGCUAGCCCACCUUGGAUGCCUGCAUGGUGUCCAAAUCUCAACAUGCUGCACCAUCCAAAAUGCUGACAUGUAACCUCUUAGCUGGUGCUGUCAAAACCAUACAUUUUGGUGCCGUUGCGUCUUGGAACCCUUAGAAACGCCUUGUUGCAUCCCAGUGGAAGGUCAUGAUGUUACACAUAGAAGCAUCAGUCAGGAUGCUUAGCAGGACCAAAAAGUGUCUUCAGGACUCAAGGAGAGAAUAGCUGGUAACCCAAGUCACAUGAUAUAUGAGCAAGUGGUUGAGAGUCAGGGCUCCUGUGUGCCAUACCUGUCUUCGCUACUGACUCACUAGGUGACCUUGGCGCGUGGCCGAACAACUGUUUUCCUAGACUUUUACUGAGUUGGAUGCCUGGUGCAGUGGAGCAGCUCAGCAUGGGCAGCAUCAUGGCUACCGGCCACCAGCCUGAGCCAGGACCUCGGCUUGCACCAACACGUCUCCUGGAAUCCUCGCCUGCCUUCCGUGCCCAGCUAACGUGAGUCACGCACUGAGCCCAUCCUUUGCCUGCUCCUUGCAACACGGAUGACAGAAACUAUCCAGCGAGAAUGGGAGCGCUCGAAUCCUCAAUGAGUUUUCUUUUAUUGCAUAAACCUUUUGGCUGUUUACAACCAAGUUGCUACACAGCUAUUGCCAGGGAAGUCCUUUCAGGUUGUGGUAAAGCGGCAUUAUGCCUGGGCUACCCUUUGCCUUCUUGUGUGUGUGCUGGAGCUGUGCUGUCAUUAUUAGUUCAGAAAACAGGACAGCAAUGCAUGAACAGUACAGGGAAAGGUUCUUCCAGAGCUCUUUUUCCCUAGCGGGCCCAGCAAAGCCAAUGGAAGGAUCCCCUGAUCCGGUGUGUUCUGACGUUGGAGGCCACGUGCUGCAGAGGGGUGCUGACACCUAGUAAAGUAACAUUUUUAAAAGAGGUUCAUUGAAGAGGAAAAAACCACCAGUGAUCUUACGGGAAGGACGACUAGAGGAGGCAAGGAAAGGGGAGCCCAGGGUUAAUGUGCCAUGUCUGUAGUUAGCAGGUACUAGAGGAGAGAAGUCAUCAGAAUUUGCUGUCUGCAAAGAUUUGGAAACCUGGGGAAACAUGUCUAAUGAACUUGAUUUCAGGUCCAUGUGCUUCCUGAAGAACGACAGCAUGAGCUUCUCGAAAUUCCCCUACACCAGUGAAGACGAAGCCUGGAAAAGCUACCUGGAGAACCCCCUGACAGCCGCCACUAAGGCCAUGAUGAGGGUGAACGGAGACGACGACAGCGUAGCUGCCCUGAGCCUCCUCUAUGACUACUACAUGGUCCCAAAGGAGAAGAGGAUCCUUCCACCUGGUAUGAUGGGACGCAAUGAACUGGGAAAAAGGAACUGUCACGGAAUGGAGUACGACCCCGAGAUCUCAUCCUUCGAGGGCUCUGCCCACCUCAUGAAGCUCCUGGCCGAAAACGCUUCUGGGACCCAAGAAUAUUCCGACCUGCCCAAGAAAAAUGGCUUGAGUCUAGAGGGUGUCCCCGUGCCCCUCAAGCCGGCCAUCCUGCUGCCCAGCACCAGCAAGCUGGAGCCCUCCCCCGAAAACUACACCAUCGCCUCGGGGGAUGUGUACGACAACGGCUCGCUGAGCUCCCUCUUCGAGACCAUCCAUGUGGUGCCACAGCAGCAGAGGUGGCAGCCAGACAGCACUUUCAAAGAUGAUCCGCAGGAGUCACUGCUCUUCGGUGAUAUCCUCAAAUCCCAGCCAGACCAGCCAUGCUCCGAGGGUUACCCUGCUGAUGGCGCGAAGAGGAGUGACUUUGAAUAUACCCUGGGCUCCCCCAAAGCCAUUCACAUCAAAUCUGGGGACUCGCCCAUGGCCUACCUCAACAAAGGACAGUUCUACCCAGUCACCCUGAGGACAGCUGGAGACGGCAAAUGUUUACACUUGUCCUCGAAUAAAGUGAAGAGCACUGUGAUGGUCGUUUUUGACAAUGAAAAGAAUCCAACGGAGCAGCUAAAGUUCUGGAAGCACUGGCAUUCGCGCCAGCCGACUGCCAAGCAGAGAGUCAUUGACGUUGCCGACUGUAAAGAAAACUUCAACACAGUGCAGCACAUUGAGGAGAUUGCAUACAACGCCUUGUCCUUCGUGUGGAAUGCUAACGAAGAAGCAAAGGUUUUUAUUGGGGUGAAUUGCCUGAGUACAGACUUCUCCUCCCAGAAAGGAGUGAAGGGCGUCCCUUUAAACCUCCAGAUCGACACCUAUGACUGUGGCCCUGGGACAAGCCGGCUGGUGCACCGAGCCGUCUGCCAGAUCAAGAUCUUCUGCGAUAAGGGAGCAGAGAGGAAAAUGCGGGACGAUGAGCGCAAGCAGUUCAGAAGGAAAGGGAAAUGUGUGGACUCCAAUAACAACGGUUUGAAAGGCUGUUUGCUGUCUGGCUUUCGAGGGAACGAAAUCACAUUCCUCAGGCCAGAGACGGAUUUAGAAACUGAGCCAGUCUUGUUUAUUCCAAACGUCCAUUUUUCAAAUUUUCAGAGAUGUGGUGUGAUGCUUCCUGCUGCUGCUGUUCCUAACAAUGUAAACAGGUUGCCAUUAAAACGGAGCUGUCCCUCAUUCUCGGAUGAGUUUGAUCCUUCACCUUCCAAACUAGCCAAAGAAGAAGAUGCCAAGAGAGUCUUGCUGUAUGUGCGGAGGGAAUCCGAGGAAGUAUUCGAUGCUCUCAUGUUGAAGACACCAGAUCUCCAAGGACUCAGGAAUGCUAUUUCAGAAAAAUAUGGGCUGCCUGAAGAAAGCAUCUAUAAAGUCUAUAAAAAGUGCAAACGAGGCAUCUUGGUGAACAUGGAUAACAACAUCAUCCAGCACUACAGCAACCACAUGGCUUUUUUACUGGACAUAGUGGAAGCAGAGGACAAAAUCCAGAUCAUCCUCAAGGAGCUCUAAAGAUCCCAGGGCUGCACUUACGCUGGGACUUCUCUCCCGAAGCCGGCGAGCUGGACCCAAACGGGACACAACCUCACGCCACGCCUCAUUGCCGGUACUUGAACACGUUCCCCUGGGGAGGAGAUGCUCAGCGCGAGGAAGUGCUUGGACAAUCCAUUCUCAAUGUGAACGUGGAACUUCUCGCCGUUGAAUUUAUUAUUAUUAAUUAUUAUUAUUAUUAUUAUUUGUAUUUUGUAUUUUCUUUCCCCCAGGCAACAGGUCGGAGCUUCUGUUUCACGGUUGGGAUAGCAGAUCUGCUAAUAGGGUUGUCCAAUGGCAGCCUACACACAGACAAACAAAUGCUUUUGUUCACCCCUUGUCUUGGUCUGUUGCUGAAUCGACCACAGGCAGCAGCUUUCUACUAAACCGUCAGUCAUGCAGAACCUUCAAACAGAGCUAAUCCCGGCCGGCAGCUCCUCGCUCCAAAGAGACUUUCUCAGAUGCAUUGAAACAUGGCUGCUAAACAGAUGCUGCCGGCUCUGGGCACGGCCCCUCCACCUCACCCCGGAUGUAAAUACCACUCGUCAGCCAUUUGUUUUAUACGUUUCUAAUGUACCCUUCCUUUUAUAUUUUGUAUAUGUAUAAAUAUGCCUCGUUUUAUAUUUGACCCAGCACCGGGACACUGAGAGCAUUUCAAAACCGGGCUGCUUCACAUUUCC